Aedes albopictus (Asian tiger mosquito) is the source of this 7854-nucleotide messenger RNA. RefSeq names its product frizzled-2 (gene fz2). Gene Ontology annotation, molecular function: Wnt-protein binding; Wnt receptor activity. Gene Ontology annotation, cellular component: plasma membrane. The transcript has 3 exons. NCBI's taxonomy places the organism in Eukaryota, Metazoa, Arthropoda, Insecta, Diptera, Culicidae. The coding region runs from base 2097 to 4058 and encodes 653 amino acids. The record is from RefSeq and is a predicted model, not a curated record. Gene Ontology annotation, biological process: canonical Wnt signaling pathway; non-canonical Wnt signaling pathway.
UACGCGUACAGAACAGUUCGCUGUUUACUGCCGUGAAGUUUAGUUGAGUUUCGAACGUUCAGCAAUACAGACGGGCCUUGUUUAUCGGUCGUCCAGCACUUCGCUCUCGGUUCAGCGACACUCGGAUUGAUAUGGCGGAUUAAGAGGGAGACUAGAAAUUGUUAUCGGUAGCCGCGGUGUAGUGUCACGGAAAAUAUAGAACAAACGGGUGCAGAUUUACGUGGAAGUGAACUACAAAAUGGUGCGGUAAAAGUGCGCACAGCGUACAAUGACAGUGUGAGGCAUUACAGGGAAAAAUCGAAGCGUAACACUCGCCUCAAGUGUGUACACGGCAAAAAGAGAAGAAAACAGCGCGGAAAAUCAUAGCACAGAAGUGCUCUUGUUUGUGGCAUUGUUUUGUGAUUGAUUUGAAAGUGAAGCGACAUUCACCCUUCACUCUGGAAGUGGAAGACGGCUCCGUACCGAAGAAUACAGUCGUCGUUUGACGAGACGUUCGAAUAGGAAAACAGUGUCGUAAUGUCAACUGCAGUUUGACGGAAAAGUCUGCGAUUUUGCUCCGACGGAAGACGAGUGCCAGAACAAAAGUGAACGGUAGCUGUCAUAUCGUAGGUGAAAUACGUGCGUACUGACAACCGUACUACGCAAGCUCCUGAAGUGCGUAGUGUUUUCGUCGGCUGAGGAGAAAUACGCACGGGUUGUUGUUGUUGGACGAAGAAGCAGCGAAUACGGGUGAAACAAAAUUACAACCUUGUCCCGAAUAUUUGGGGGUUUGCUCGUCUCGUUUGUGUUUUUAUUUUUUCGCGGUGUUGUACGCUGAAAAUAUCGUGGUCCUGUACGGGUGGUGUGUAGUCUACAGUCGAAAACGAUUCGCUAAUGUGCUAAGCACAUGUGAUACAGAACAGAACCGAACGCAGCAGUAACAACAAAAGGAUUAUACGUUGGUCCAACCAAUAAUACUGGCAGCGCGCAGCAGUCAGUGUGACAAUCAGACACAGGCAGUCGAGAUUGCAAGCGGUAGAUGUGUGAUUUUGGGGGGUGAGUUUAUACGACCUGAUAUCGAGAACAAGCUCUGGCGGCGACGUCAACGACGGCAACAACUGUGUGCCGUGUGCGAUGUGUGACAGCCGUCGUCGUCGCCUUGUGAUAGCGAAAAUCGUGAACCCCUCUGCUGUGAGCUGUGAGCUGUGAGCUGCACUAAAAAACAACAACAGUUGUGCGGUGUGUAUAAUACAAUCAUCGUCGUCGUACUCAGAUAUACGUGCGAAACGUGUGCGCUGCAGUAGUACAGCCGGUGCGUAUACAGCAUAGCCAAACGGGGUGACAAGUUGUGUGGAGUGUUUUUAUUUUUUGUACGUAGAAGAAAUACAAGAACGCGCGGGAGGAUACGGAGAGAAUAGUGGCAACAGCGAGUAGCAUCAUCGCUUGGGACCUGGACAUCGCGCUAUUGAAGAUUUCAGUCAUUGACCGAUGAUAUAAAUCAUACGGCGAUCGGAUCUUCUUGACUACUUCUAUCCUUCGUCUACAUCCACUUUUUAGCUUCAUUCCUAAAGAACCCCACGGUCCGCAGUACGCGUCCCACCAUCCAUCUGUAAGCCAGCGUUACUUUUCUCGCGCGAACACCCGUCAAAAGGCAUCACACUUCGUCGUCCGUUGCACCGCACAACCGACCGACCAUCUCCAUCUAUCCCGACCGGAGUAGCAACUGAUUUGGGAGAACAAGUUUUCUGAAUUGAAUUUGCUCAACCCCGUCACCAGUCACCACCGAUCUAUAAAAGGACCAACCUUCACCACGUAUACGGGGUCUCGUUCGGAAGGCGGCACAUGUGUCAUUCCGAGAGCGGCGGCAACGACGACGACAACUGACGGACCAACAACGACGAGGAAGGGAAGUCGUUUGCAAACCCUGAUGGCAGUACCGGUAGCAGCAGCAGAAGCAGCAUCAGCCGCAGGAAGCGCAACGAUGAAGAUAAUCUAAUUGAAAUUUUGCACCCAGGCUGCCUGCAGACACCAGCAACAAAUUUCACCUCAUUUUCGGACCAGAAAAUUAGAUUCGAAAUCACAUUCUCAUCAGCGGACACGUCCGGACACCAGUCAAAAUGACACGAACACACCGAAUCAGCACCACGCUAACGGCGUGUCUACUACUCCUACUGUGCAGUACCGGAGUACACUGCACGUAUUACGGCGGGGGCGGUGCAAGCCCCGCGCCUCAUCUACCGGCGAUACCAAAGGACCCGCACUCACGAUGCGAGGAAAUCACCAUUCCGAUGUGCCGGGGCAUCGGUUACAAUCUAACCUCGUUUCCGAACGAGAUGAAUCACGAAACGCAAGAGGAAGCCGGACUGGAGGUGCACCAGUUCUGGCCCCUGGUGGAGAUCAAAUGCUCACCGGACCUGAAGUUCUUCCUCUGCUCGAUGUACACUCCAAUCUGCAUCGAAGACUACCACAAGCCACUCCCGGUUUGCCGGAGUGUUUGCGAACGGGCUCGAGCUGGCUGUGCACCUAUCAUGCAGCAAUACAGCUUCCAAUGGCCUGACCGGAUGGCAUGCGAGAACUUGCCCGUUUCCGGAGAUAGCGAUAACCUGUGUAUGGAACAGCCCAGCGAGGACGAUGGCAGUCAUUCGUCCGGCGCAGGAGGAGGCGGAGGCAGCGGAGGUUCGCACUCGAAACCAACCCGCAAAUCCCACGGAUCAUCAGCGGGAGGAGCCUCCGGCCAGAACAACAAAUGCAAGGGCAAGAAUUCAAAAAACUGCCAAAAUCCCCCAGGGGAAAGAACAAAAGAGUGCAUGUGCCGGUGUCGGGAGCCACUGGUGACCCUGGGGAAGGAAAACCUACUGCACAACCAAAGUGUCGAAAGGGUAGGCGACGUCAUAAACUGCGCGAUCCCGUGUCGGGGGGCGUUCUUCAGUCAGGAGGAAAAGGAUUUCGCCGGGGUGUGGAUCGCGCUAUGGUCCGGCCUCUGCGGCAUAAGCACACUAAUGACACUCACCACGUUCCUCAUCGACACCGAAAGGUUCAAAUAUCCUGAGCGUCCGAUAGUUUUCCUGUCGGCGUGCUAUUUCAUCGUGUCCUGCGGCUAUCUGACGAGGCUCUUCCUCGGACACGACGAAAUUGCCUGCGAUGGGAAAGCGAUCAAGUACCCCUCGAUGGGACAGAGCUCGUGUACGAUGAUCUUCAUCAUGAUCUACUUCUUCGGAAUGGCUUCGUCCAUCUGGUGGGUGAUCUUGUCGUUCACCUGGUUCCUGGCUGCAGGGCUCAAGUGGGGCAAUGAGGCGAUCUCGAAACAUUCACAGUACUUCCAUCUGGCUGCUUGGUUGAUUCCAACCGUCCAGAGUGUUUCGGUACUGCUGAGGCCAGCGGUAGAUGGCGAUCCAAUAGCUGGGAUUUGUUACGUUGGCAACACAUCCGUGGAGAAUCUGAAGAACUUUGUGCUGGCCCCGCUAUUCGUAUACUUGGUGAUAGGAACAACUUUCCUAAUGGCAGGAUUUGUCUCACUGUUCAGAAUUAGGUCAGUCAUUAAGCAACAAGGUGGCAUCGGAGCUGGAUCCAAAGCUGACAAACUGGAGAAAUUGAUGAUUCGAAUAGGGAUCUUUAGUGUAUUGUACACGGUUCCCGCCACGAUCGUGAUCGGCUGUCAUCUAUACGAAGCAAACUUUACGGAAGACUGGAUGACCGGACUUACGUGUCCCUGUAAAGCAGGGACCGGAAUCAGGCAGAAACCUUUGUACUCUGUGCUAAUGUUGAAGUACUUCAUGGCGUUGGCCGUGGGAAUCACAUCUGGAGUAUGGAUAUGGUCUGGUAAGACUGUAGAGUCGUGGCGACGACUCUGGAGAAGGUUGUUCGGUUCGCCGGAUCCAACCGGAGCUGGGCAGGUACUGAUAAAGCCCCGACCACCACUCCCACAGCCAUACGCAACGUCCGGAAUUGGAGUUCCCGGUUCGGCGGCAGCUUCUCUACUUGCCACUCCGUACACGCAAACCGUUGGAAGCGUGGCGUCCACUAGUCAUCACCAUCUGCAUCACCAUGUACUCAAACAAACCCCACUUAGUCACGUAUGACCUGGAGACAUUGGCGGCGCUUCCACACUCACUGCAGGCUCUGGCUCGGUGGUUGAUCCCCGAGCCGUGUCGGUCGUCGUAACGCUGCCAGGACCGCAACCAGGUCAAGCCCUGAGCGACUACGGUCCAAUAUAGUUGACAGUGCGACCAGAUACGACGGCACGAUGGAUACCUAGCAAUGCAAGCGAUCAGCUGUGACCCGGAAGCGCAUAAACCGGGGAGGGAUAACUGCACACACACAUUCUCAUGUACAUGUGCGUGUGUUACUUUUUGUAAAUGUUUGUAGAUGGAAGUCAUCACUGUAGAAGGUCGUUUGUAGAUCAUAGAAGUAUGUGUUCACUUUGUACCACUUGUAAUCAGGAGAAACAAAAUGAUGUGUGGUGUAGAUGUCGUUGUUUCGUACUGUUGUAGAAGUCGCGGAGUACAAGUGACGUGUGUACAUUUCAUUCACUAUCAUAAUAACACAUAAACAAGAACGAAGAAAACACUAGGUUAGGUCAAAUGAAGUCGUGCUGGUCAAAAGUCACACUGUUCCCUCCCUGUCGCCAUCCAUCUAUCACUUUCUCAACAAGUCAAAUCAUGAAACCAUCCUACACUAUCGAACGCAAGCUAUCUUCUAACUCUAAGCUCUUUAUAUACUUAGGAAAACGAUGAAGCAGCUCUCUUUCUAGUCCAAACGAAUGCAUAUAAAACUGAUCCAUCGACGAACAAUUUUUAUACAACCAGACAAAACAAUGAAACAGAAGCGUCAUGAAUCGGAAGGCAUUUUCUACAUCAUUUUAAAGCCACAAAUUGAGGAAAACUAACGAAAACUUAACACUUGCUGUCAUAUUUAAUCAACCGGUAUGUGGUAGAAGACAUUCUUACUGUGAACUGAUCAUGUGUUCUAGUGAAUAACAAAAGCGUAGAAGCAACCCGUCUCUAUUAACUGUGUGACCAACAAUAUCGAUAACAAAGCCAACAAACUCGUCAUGUACGUACGUUUUUAUCGUAAAAAAAAGUGAGUAAACCGGAACUUUCCAUGCGACGAAACAAGCAUUUAGAAGAAAAUGACAAUACAUUGUAAGCAAGGUGGUGACUAGUUUUUAUCGGUUAUUAUCCCUAAAUGCCUCACUGCCCAACAAACACCCAUGCUACAGAAGUUCCGAGCUAAUGACCACCCAUCAUCCCCAACUUUGUUACGAGCAUAAAAAAAACUGUUGGCUCCGGUCAUGAAAAAAUCAAUUAGCAAUGGAAAUCAAUAGUCUACUCCACUAGAAAUGCCCUUUUUCAAUUGCAAACCCAGUUCUCCCGUAAACUUUUUCGGAAUCUUCUCAAAAACAACUGAAAAAAUGUAUCAUAGACUGAGAACCAAAAUUAGAAAUAUUGAUACAUGUGAGCGCACGAAACAGCUGCAAUGUGAAACAAACAACUCACACUCAUACUUUUGAAGGUGCAUUUGAAACAUUUAUACGUAAUUAGAAUUAAUUUACUCGUUUAGAGUGGUAUAAGUGACAAGUAUAUCCUUAACCAAAAAUAUGACAGAAUAGUUGCAAUACUUUAUCAAAUGGCUGUAUGAGUUUCGAAAAAAAAACUUAUUAAAUCACAAAUUACUUUCCCAAAAUCUAUUUUAGAUUCAUUUUUUUUUCGACAUGCUUCCAAUAAUGACAAAUUUGUAAAACGAAACCUUCUCUCUACUUAUCAGUGCCAUUAUUUCAUAACUUUUCAUCCUUUACAUUCAUACUUCUGAUCAUAACAAUCGUUUCGUUUUAUUGUUUUCCUACUUUCAUCCGUGCAAGAACACAUGACUUUUGUUUGCCUUACCAAUUUACCUCAGUAACCAUCGUACUUGUGUGUAGAAACUCUAAACAAAGGAAUCAAAACCUACUUCGAAUUGCCAUAGAGCUUCAGUUGUCAAAGAAGUUUUUUUUGUAUACUAAGUUCGAUUUAUGUACGUGUCGAAACGUGUUGUUUAUAGCUUUGUAUCAUAAUAGCAAAACAACUAACAUUAUAUCUAGAAAGUGACACUAAAUUCGCGGAAACCGCUCACACAAAGAGAGCCUACUUUAAUCAUGUGUGUACAUAUCAGAAAAUCCUACCUUAGGACUAAAUUUUCGUUUUUUUUCUCUGGAAAUAAAGUGACUAAUUUUGUAGCUGCUUAUCAAUCAAAAAUCUAUUAUGUAGAAAAAAUCGAACACACAAAAUCAGUCAAAUUGUAAAUUGUUUGUAUAAUUUAUUCGAGUAAAAUGUUUAUUGUUUUGUACCCCCUCUAAUAUACGAUCGAAUGUAUCAACGUGCAUACUGUACAAAUUAUGCUUGAAAUUCACUGCAAAAGAACAACAAUUUAAUUAAUGCUUAUCUUAAGUACAGGAACUUUUAGAUUGGAGUAAAUAUGAAAUCUCGCUUAAACUGAAAAAACAGGAAAAUUGUCACAAUUCUAUGUCACACCUUACGUAUUGCAAUAAUUCGGCGUCUCGGAUAAACUCAAAGUCAACAAUGCCAACGUUUAGCACGAUCUUUAAAUCUGGAAACAGGGAUAUGUAACAUAUUUCAAAUAUCAUUUAAAAAAUGUUUUGCGUAAAAUUUUACCAAACUGUGCGUUUUUAAUGCAUGUUAUAUACCUAUUAUGAAUUCGAAUCUCUCGAAUUACUUUUCGAUAGUUCCUAUAAUUUAAAUUUAGUAUUGUCCUUACUAGUAUAUCAUCAUCUUUGUAUUCCAAAAUGUUUCACUUUUAAGAUUUUCUAAACUUUAAAAUAAAGUAUUCUAUUCCAAAAGCUGAUAGCUUAGUUGCUAAUCUCUGAUUGAAUUUUACAUUAUUCAGUGACCGUUCAAAUAAUCGAAAGAAUUUCACUGCAAGUAGUUACGUUUCUGUUUCCGGAUUAAGCUCGUGCGAAUCUGGUUGAAUAUAAUAAUUUAAAAAAUACAAUAGGACACCAAACAGUGACGAAAAUUUCGGACGAUCAAGCACACAAGGCGAGACUUGAGUGUGUGAAAAAUUUACAAGAAAAAGCAGCGGAAAAGUACGCUAGGCGUGAGCGUGUACGAGAACCAGAGUCAAAACAAGAUGAUGUUGUUAGUAUGAUUGCAAAUCUUUUUAUGUUGUGUCACCCUUGUCCAACCGCCUCACCUCAUCGACAUCCAACCUGCUUCAAUCAUCCACUUCCACUUAUGACAGCUUAAAACUAUGCUUUAAAGUUUUUGGUGAAUUUUCAACUUCCCUUCACAACCAUCAGUCCACAACAGUAUCCCUGUUUCAUCAUCAUCGUUCUCAUUCUUCUGUUUUUUUUUUGUUGCACCGAGACACCCACUAAUGCCCCAGUACUUGACCCAUCUACUUACCAACUUCAAUGUCAUCCCCCCAACUUCUUUAAAUAUUUAUUUUGUUUUUGUGAGCAGAAGCAAACGUUUGCGCUAGAGAAACAGAAUAAAGUAAAACGGUGUGAAUGAAAUCUGGUUUUAACAGAUAUAUAGACUGUAUACGAAUAUUUUGAAUUAUUAUAAGCAAGAAGCAGAAAUACAGUAAUGGAAGCACUGUAUUCAAGCAUAAUUAUUAACCCCGGUAAUGAUGCGCAAUCGUAGCAAUUGGCAAGUCGUGUAAUAUAUAGAAGAAGAAAAAACAUAAACCAAUAAUAAGCGAAAAAAUGGAAAGCAUCCGUAACAACAUGGAAGCAAAAAUUUACAUAUACAAUAAGCAAAUGUGGAUAAAAAUAUGUAAAACGAACAACAUCGGUGGAAAUCGAAAUGCAAGAAAACUUAUAUAUAAAGUGAAGCAUAUUUUUAAUUGUUUAAUAAAUUAUUAAAAUAAUAAAACCAAAAA